Messenger RNA from Tribolium castaneum (red flour beetle), 1178 nucleotides. RefSeq lists its product as uncharacterized. The transcript is spliced from 3 exons. The record is from RefSeq and is a predicted model, not a curated record. NCBI's taxonomy places the organism in Eukaryota, Metazoa, Arthropoda, Insecta, Coleoptera, Tenebrionidae. Bases 81 to 1178 code for a protein of 365 amino acids.
UCCCAUGGAGGUGGAGGAGGAGGUACUACCAAAAAUUUAAAGCAACUCCUACAAUUUUUUAUAUAGGGUAUGGUGGUCAUAUGCCUGAACCUGAACACAUUAUUCCCGAACAACCCAAGUACCAAAUCUACCAUGAAGAAAGUCAUAGUAGUUCUAAGGACCACGACUUGUCCGAUUUAUUCGAAAUAGCACUGACUGCGCUAGCUUAUUUAUCAUUUGGGAUGUUCAUAAUUCAUGUCAUAAUGUGUAUUUCUAUGGCUACUAAUAGUACUUCAACAGCGACCGGAAUGAUGAUGCCGAUGAGCAUGAGCCCAACUUCGACUGGUAUGACUGGUGGUGGUACAAGCACAGGCGGGGGUGGUACGGGCACGGGCACGGGCGGGGGUGGUACCGGCACAGGUGGAGGCGAAAUUCCAACAGGCACCGGAAAUGGCGGGGAAACCCCAACGGGCACUGGGGGCGGGACCGGCACUGGAAAUGGGGGGGAAACUCCAACAGGCACUGGAGGUGGGACAGGCACUGGAAAUGGGGGAGAGACCCCAACAGGCACGGGAGGUGGUACCGGCACCGGAAAUGGCGGGGAAACACCAACCGGCACAGGCGGUGACGGGGAAACAGGCGGAGGAGAUGGUUCUACAGGGGGUGGUUCCACAGGUACUGGAACUGGGACUGGUACUGGAACUGGAACCGGAACUGGGGGAACUGGGACUGGAACUGGAGGAACGGGUACUGGAACUGGUGGUACAGCGACUGGGAGAGAUACUAUCAAGUUCCAAUACAAGCGGGAUAUCCCAACUAUUACGAACCCGAAUAAUCAAGCGUUGAACGAAUUGGCUAGGAGAAUUUUGACAUCGAUAGAAGCGGCUUUUCUGGCCAAUGAAGACGAUGGGAAUUGUUUAAGACUAACACUUUGUGAAAAUAAUAAGUUUUCUAGGAGUAUUGAAGGCAAUAAUAAAAUUUUGAUACCGGUGUGGAGCUUGGGCAUGAGUUGGAUUUCUGGUCGUCUUACUAAAAAUAUAAAUCCUGCGACAUCAAUGCUCGACAGUUUGAAAGCUUCAAUUCUCGGUUUGGGUAAAGCAAACUGCGAGUUAAUUUACCAUAAUUGUGAUUUGCGGCAACAAAAGCGCGAACGCCGUAGAAGAAAAAAGAGAAAUUCUGAUAAUAAAAAGCAGAAAUAA